Molecule: messenger RNA, 621 nt
Organism: Odocoileus virginianus texanus
Lineage: Eukaryota; Metazoa; Chordata; Mammalia; Artiodactyla; Cervidae
Source: RefSeq, a predicted model, not a curated record
AUGCAAACGGCGCAACCUGAGUGGGGAGAGAUGAGCUUCACAUCCCAGGUGAUUGGAGCAGAAGUCCUCAGCUUGUCUGUCUUACCUUUUCUCCAGGCCGUGACAGGGGCAGUCAGCACCAUUAAGUUUUUCAUCUCUGAGGCUUUUCUGGGUCAGCACUUCGAGGCUGUGGAGUUGGAGGGCAGUGAACCUGAGCCAGGAGACCUCUUCCUAUUCAGGCUGAUGUCCCCCACUGGACGCUGGUGCGGGGCCCACGUUGGUGUGUAUUGCGGCCACGGAGAGAUCAUCCACUUUGAGGGCAAGAAACCUCGUGGCCAAAGGCCAAACCUGUUUCUCGGCUCCUGCGAAGGUGUUGUAUCCAAACAAGGGCAGCGCCCGAUGCUGCGCUCCUGCUUGCUUUGGCGGGUGCUACGUAGACGCAGUGGCAUUGACCGCGUAGCGCUGGAGCGCCGAGUGCGCGAAGCCAUGGACGCUGACCCGCCUCCCUAUCACCCCUCAUGCAGCAACUGCGUGCACUUUGCUCUGCAACUGCUGGGUCCAGAGCCCAACCUGGAUCCCGUACAAGUAGUCCGGAGUCCCAUGACUUCGGUUUCCGUGGAUGUGGACUUGACCGUGAACUAG